Messenger RNA from Pleurotus ostreatus (oyster mushroom), 1362 nucleotides. RefSeq lists its product as uncharacterized. NCBI's taxonomy places the organism in Eukaryota, Fungi, Basidiomycota, Agaricomycetes, Agaricales, Pleurotaceae. Gene Ontology annotation, molecular function: RNA binding. The coding region runs from base 1 to 1362 and encodes 453 amino acids. The record is from RefSeq and is a predicted model, not a curated record. The transcript is spliced from 4 exons.
AUGUCAAGCUCCAGCGAAUCGGAUGCGGAAUCGUCUUCGUCUUCAUCUGUUGUAUUGGUCAAGGCCAGAAAACGUCCCGCUGUGUCCAUCCAAGUUCAAGACGACGAUUCUGCCUCUUCUUCGAGCUCCAGCAGGUCGCCGUCUCCUGAAGUACCAGUAGUCUCGCACGCUGAGAAGAGGAAGCAGAAAAAGAAGCAGCAGAAAGUGCAGGAGGCUCCACCAACGACGGAGGAAGGAAACUCCAAGGGCACUGGUGGCAGUGCCUCGACCACGCUUUCUAAAAGACAGAACUCUGUCUGGGUGGGCAACCUCUCGUUCAAAACUACACAGGACGAUCUUAGGACCUUCUUCUCUGGCGCUGGAGAGAUAACGCGGAUAAAUCUGCCUACGAAGAAGCCUAAUGAACGAGGCCAACGGGGUGAAAAUCGUGGGUUUGCAUAUGUCGACUUCGCUACACCGGAAGCCAAAGUUGCCGCGAUCGCAUUAUCGGAGAAGCCUUUAACGGGCAGAAAACUUCUGAUAAAAGACGGAAAUGACUAUACAGGUCGGCCAGCUGUACCUGGAGCCGAAAAUGUGGUUCCAGAGGCCUCUUCUUCGAAACCUAAUACAGGUACUGGCUUAUCAAAAACCGCACAGAAAAUUCUUCGUGCCCAAAAACAACCACCGGCACCUACGCUUUUCUUCGGCAAUCUGGGGUUCGAGACCACUGAUGUGAGCCUCCGAGCGUUUCUAGAGGCUCAUAGGCCCGCUGUAAAGGGGGCGAAGGGUACUAAAACGCCUGCUGGCGGUGAAAAUAGUGCUCUGGAUCCCGAGCCUACGGAGCAGACAAGUCAGCCUGCCAGCGGCCAGACCUCGUCGAACGACCCGUGGAUACGAAAAGUCCGCAUGGGGACGUUUGAAGAUAGCGGCCUUUGCAAAGGGUUUGCUUUCGUGGAUUUCACCUCGAUAGAAAAUGCAACGACGGCCUUAAUAAACCCCAGAAAUCACCAAAUGGACGGGCGUAGAUUGGUUGUGGAGUACGCCUCCGCGGAAGCGGUACGGCGUGGAGGCGGGCCCCAUGCGAAGACGGUUGGGACGCAGCGUGGCCCUUCCAAGCCUAUGCGACCUUCUAGGCGAGACCAGCCUACCCACCACGAAUCUGAUCGGCCAACAGUCAGCAAUGACAGGAAACACUCACUCGAGCACGAGCAUGUGGUCGAGGAGCAGGCACCGAAGAAGCCUCGGACAGAGACCGGUGAGAAGGUCUACAGGACUUCAGGCAAGCGGGAGCGAGUGCGGCCUAAGCCGGGCGCUGCUUUGGCUCUCGCAAAGCGCGAAUCAGCCGCCAUCAUUCCCAGUCAAGGGAAGAAGAUCGUAUUUUGA